UUUACUAUUUCUGGUUCUGUGCUAUGCAUACUUUGUCGUUGCUGUACCAGUAAGAAUGUCGGAUGAAGAUGACAAAAUUGUGUGCUAUAUCUGUGAUAAAAUCGAGGAAAAUCCAGAACGAAUAAUCGAAUGUGUUCAGUGUGCCAAAUCAGUUCAUUUCCGAUGCAAAAAGCUACGAGGCAACGCCGUGCUAAAGGCUAAGAAACGGCCAUUCUAUUGCUCUGUUGAUUGUGCCGAUAUGUUCGCGCGCGGUAAUCAAAGCUCAGAUGACUCUAAUCACCUUAUCUCCGAGAUAAAAUUGCUCGCGCAAGCUGUUAGGGAGUCGAAGCAAGAAUCCGCACACUUGAGAUUUGCAUUUGAGCAGUCUUGCCAAAAAAUUGAUACAUUGGUGAAAACCACUUUGGCAAUCGAGCAAUCUCAAGACUUCAUGUCAAAGCAAUUUGACGUGUUGCAGAAGGACUUUGAUGGAUUCAAGCAACAGUUAGGUGGUUUGCAGUUGGAGAAUGAAAAGUUCCGGAUAGAGAUUACAGAUUGGAAGUACAAACAAGGUGCUGUUACAUCAAGGCUGGAUCAUCUGGAAAUGGAGGUUGAUAAGAUGAACCGUGGAAAGCUAUCGAACAACGCAGUCAUACUGGGUAUCCCCACACCCGAAAAUGAAAAUCUUAAGACGUUAGUUAUCGGAGUAGGAAAAGCAGUUGGCUGUAUUAUAAAUGAAGAUUCUGUCAUCAGUGCUCGUCGCCUUGUUGGGAAAAAUCGGAAUGCUCAAGGCGCGCCGAUUCUAGUCACUUUCAGCUCACCGUCUAUCAAGGAGAAGCUUUUCGAAAUGAAGCGCUCACAUGGGCCUCUGCAAGCAGCAGAAAUAUGCAGAUCUUUCAACGGUGCGUCGACUCGGUUGGUGAUUCGUGAUGAAUUAACGGAAUUUGGGAGAGAAUUGUAUCGAGAGACGAAAGAACUCCAGUUGUCAAUGUGAUUCAAGUAUGUGUGGCCGGCUGGAAAUGGAAAAAUACUUGUGAAGCGGCAGGACGGUGCAAAAAUUGAAGAAAUCGGAUGUCUACAGCAGAUUGAGGACAUGAAGAAACAAUCAUCGAAACGUGCAUUGAUCUCCUCCUAUGCAAUGUCAGCAUCCUCAUCCCCUGGACUCGAACCGGCAUCGAAACGUGUUCAGACUUGAAUAUGCCCUAAUCUGUCUCUAUUUGAUAUAAAUAUACAUAGUGCUAGACAGUAAUGAACAAAAAAAAUAUUUUCACUACACAAUUGAUGAAUUAAAUAAAAAUGUCAACUUGAAUUGUAAAGAUAAGCAACUACGGA
Molecule: messenger RNA, 1308 nt
Organism: Armigeres subalbatus
Lineage: Eukaryota; Metazoa; Arthropoda; Insecta; Diptera; Culicidae
Exons: 1
Coding region: 56-970 (304 amino acids)
Source: RefSeq, a predicted model, not a curated record